This is a messenger RNA of Fundulus heteroclitus (mummichog), 2288 nucleotides long. It is a transcript of the gene asns, whose product is annotated as asparagine synthetase. The transcript is spliced from 12 exons. The record is from RefSeq and is a predicted model, not a curated record. Bases 146 to 1831 code for a protein of 561 amino acids. Gene Ontology annotation, cellular component: cytosol. NCBI's taxonomy places the organism in Eukaryota, Metazoa, Chordata, Actinopteri, Cyprinodontiformes, Fundulidae. Gene Ontology annotation, molecular function: asparagine synthase (glutamine-hydrolyzing) activity.
GAGCGGCGUUUAGGACUUCAGGCUCAGUUUGGUGCUGCUGGACCAUCGGUGGACAUGUAGUCAUGAUGGGAAGCCUGCAGCGCUCAGACGAUGAAGAGGAAGAUUAGGAGGAGCACGGAGGGAGACAUGCAGAUGGAGGUUGAAAAUGUGUGGCAUAUGGGCCUUGUUUGGCAGCGAUGAGUGCUUGUCAGUCCAGUGCACGUGUGCCAUGAAGAUCGCUCACAGGGGCCCCGACGCCUUCCGCUUUGAAAAUGUCAACGGCUUUACCAACUGCUGCUUCGGCUUCCACCGGCUGGCCAUCGUGGAUCAGCUGUAUGGCAUGCAGCCCCUACGCGUCAAGAAGUUUCCUUACUUGUGGCUCUGCUACAACGGAGAGAUUUACAACCACCAAACACUGAAGUCGGCGUUUGACUUUGACUAUCAGACUAAGGUGGACGGGGAGGUUCUCCUUCAUCUGUAUGAUCGCUUUGGAAUCAAGAAGAUGGCUUCCCUCCUGGACGGAGUCUUUGCUUUCAUUCUGCUGGACACGGCCAACAGAAGAGUCUACCUGGGAAGAGACACGUACGGUGUCCGACCGUUGUUCAAGUUCCUCACUGACGAUGGUUUCCUGGCGGUCUGCUCAGAGGCCAAAGGCCUUGCAGAGGUCACCCACUCAAUGGAAACCGCUGCCAGCAUUGUCCCCUUUCUCCCUGGACACUUUGAGGUCUUUGACUUGAAGCUAAACGGCAAAGUUAAGUCCAGUCAGUUUGAGCAGUUUCACUGCUGCACAAAAGAGCCGGCUCAUGCCCUCUACGACACGGUGGAGAGACUGUCUACAGAUUUCGAUGAAGAAACAGUGAAACGUAACAUCAGAAGUCUGUUUGAAAACGCUGUGAGGAAACGCCUCAUGGCCCACAGACGGAUCGGUUGCCUCCUGUCAGGGGGUCUGGACUCCAGCUUGGUUGCCGCCAUGCUGCUGAAACUGUCCAAAGAGGAGAAGCUGCAAUACUCCAUUCAAACCUUCUCCAUCGGUUCAGAGGACAGUCCUGAUGUCAUCGCUGCUAAAAAGGUUGCAGCUCACAUCGGCAGUGAGCACCAUGUGGUAGAAUUCACAGCAGAGGAGGGCAUCAAAGCUGUGGAGGACGUCAUCUUCCACCUGGAGACCUACGACAUCACCACCAUCCGUGCUUCUGUUGGGAUGUACUUGGUAUCGAAGUACAUCAGGGAGAAGACGGACAGCGUAGUGAUCUUCUCUGGAGAGGGAUCUGACGAGCUGACUCAGGGAUACAUUUACUUCCACAAGGCUCCAAGUGCCAAGGCAGGAGCAGAAGACAGCAUUCGUCUCUUAAAAGAGCUCUACCUGUUUGAUGUUCUUCGUGCUGAUCGGACCACUGCGGCACACGGUUUGGAGCUUAGAGUGCCUUUCUUGGACCACAGAUUCACAGCGUACUACCUCUCCCUUCCUGAGGAAAUGAGAACUCCCAAGGAUGGAGUGGAGAAACAUCUUCUCAGGGACUCUUUCAAAGGCCUAGACUUGAUUCCUGAUGAGAUCCUGUGGAGACGGAAGGAAGCCUUCAGUGACGGCAUAAUGUCUGAGAAGAAGUCCUGGUACACCUGCCUCCAGGAGCAUCUGGACUCUGUGGUGAACAAUGACCAGAUGGAGAAGGCUACCAAGACUUUCCCCCACAACCCGCCCAGAACCAAGGAGGCAUACUACUACAGACAGGUGUUUGAGAAGUUUUAUCCUGGCCGGGCCAAGUGGCUGUCCCAUUACUGGAUGCCUCGUUGGAUCAGCGCCACUGACCCAUCAGCGCGGACCCUGUCCAUCUACAAACCGGACAAAGACCAGUGAUAGGCUGGAGCUUUUGUGUGUUUGUGAUUUCUCUGUUUGUCUCUGCUGUAGGUUUGAAAUUGUUUGCAGCUACUGAAAGUGGGCUGGUUGUCUGUGAAGAUGUGGGCUUGUCAUGGGCUGCCACAGGUUUGCUGGAGACUGAGCCGGACUUUAAGACUCUGUUCAUUCAUUAUCGAAUGGUAGAUGUCUUUUCCUUUAGUCCACAGGUAGACAAAUACCAUCAUGCCCCUGCAACUUAUUUUUUUACAACUUGUUGCUAGAUCUUUUAGAGAAACUUGGUGAGGAUCUCCUUUAGUCCAUUAAAACUUAAAAACAUCUACCUUGGUGUGAUGAUCCUGGCAGUCCUGCAGCGUUAGGUUUCUCAGAUGUUCAUCCCACAGGAAGUCAAACCUGACAGCUUGCCUAAUGCUUCUGCAUCCUGGAAACUAAAUAAAAGCAACAACCAUGAACAACCUAA